Messenger RNA from Juglans microcarpa x Juglans regia, 991 nucleotides. Its product is annotated as egg cell-secreted protein 1.4-like. Gene Ontology annotation, biological process: double fertilization forming a zygote and endosperm. The record is from RefSeq and is a predicted model, not a curated record. The transcript has a single exon. The coding region runs from base 459 to 857 and encodes 132 amino acids. Lineage: Eukaryota; Viridiplantae; Streptophyta; Magnoliopsida; Fagales; Juglandaceae.
UCAUGUUAAGAAAUAAAUGGAAGAAUAAUUUCCGUAUGUUUUUCAUUGAUCUCAUACACAUAUAUAUACAUGAAUAGAUGAUUUAUACAUGGAAAGAAAGAUAAUGUAGAUUUACAAAAAUUAUGUAACUGUCAAAUUGCUGAUUUGGUGGGAUUGCUGAAAUUGUGGGAUGUGGUAUCUUGGUGCUGUAAUAAAUCAGUUGAUCCAAACAGUCUCUGAGCAGUCUCCAUGAUCAAUCAGUUUGAUCGACUUCCCAAAUUCUUGCAGUUAGAGAAGCCCAUGAUCUUCUGCUAUUAAUCCUUUUGGUUAACUCAGUAAUUAAACCUCAUAAAUCACAAUAUGCAGCGGUUGGAAUUUGCUUUUGAGAGUCUUCUCCUCUCCCUGAUCAUUUCACCUGCUCUAUAAGUAGAGACGCAUACCCGAGCAUUCCCAUAUCCCUGCAGACCCAGAUAAUUUCCAUGGCUGGCCGAAGUAUGUUUGUGUUGCUACCCCUUGGCAUUGGAAUAUGUCUAUUGGCGAUGACCCUCGUAACUGCAGCGAGGGAAGUCCCCAUUAAGCCUGGACACAUGCUCGCAGCGAGGCUUGAAACAAGCGAAGGCCUAAUCCCUUGCUGGAAGGCGCUCGUGGAGGUCAAAUCCUGCUCAAACGAGAUCGUCAUCUUCUUCCUCAAUGGCCAGACCACAAUCGGUCCAGACUGUUGCCGUGCCAUUUCUAUCAUAACCCAUAAUUGUUGGCCUGCCAUGCUUACUUCCAUCGGUUUUACAGCCGAGGAAGGCAAUAUUCUACGAGGCUAUUGUGAUGCAGCUGCAGCUGCAGCUGCAGCGCCCUCAGCUGCUGCUGCCGCCGCUCCUUCCUGAUCUGGGACACAAGUACUACUGCGUCGGGCCUAGUCCUCCAGCUAUUUGUCCGAUUUUAGUUUACACUAGUUAUGUCUGGUAUUUCUAAGUGUGUCUUGCUUUGUGUUGGUUUGUUUUCCAUGUAAUCACUUGCU